AAUAAAAGUGGUUAACAAGCGCACAUGCCGCGCAUUACACCUGACACACAACUGGAACUGUUAUCUUAUCAAAACAUGAAACAAAACAAAGAUAGUCAGGGACUGAUAAGCGUUAAAAAUUUCCAGUUGAUACGACAAAAAUGUCUCUUCUUGUCACCAUCUUACUGUUAGCACUUCCGGCAGCCUUCGGAGAAGAUAUCUGCCAAACCUGUAGCUGCAAAACAAAAGCCAACGCCCAAAUCCUUACCCUAAAUUGCGUCAACAAAAACCUAGAUCACAUUUUAAGCAAAUGGCCAUCCCAAAACAAUACAAUAAUCGCUAAUUUUGCCGGAAAUAACCUACCGACACUUGAGCCUCUUCCCCCAACAAAUGCCAGUGUUGAAAUUAUCUUGUCUAGGUGUAACAUCAAAUACCUAAAACCGGCACUAUUUGCCGCUUCACCAGACGUCAAAUUCGUUGAUCUUAGUUAUAAUAAAUUGCCAGCCGAACAAAUAGCCUCGGAAAAGUUUAGAGGGCCGAUAAAUAAUACCGAGUAUAGACCAAUCGCAAUAGAAAACCUAAAUCUGGCAUAUAAUCAAAUCCACAGUUUGGGCAUGAAAGUUUUUGAGCACAUGCCUAAUUUGAAAAUACUUAAUUUGGAAGGUAAUGAUUUUACUAUGCUGGAUUUACACACGCAGCUGGCUUUGUCGUCCAUUAGACAACUUCAGAGCCUCAACUUGGCCAACAACGAAUUGACUGAAAUGAUCGCUGGUGCUAUUGAGACUCAUAAAAAUUUAACCGACUUGAAUUUAUCAAACAAUUUGCUUGAUUUUGUUCCAUUUAGUCUAGCUAAGGUUGGAAAUAGUCUACAAAUACUCAACCUGGACAACAAUCCAAUCAUGGAACUGACCUCUGAGUCAUUCCUAGGUCUAGGAAAUAUAAUCGAACUCUCGGCCAACAACUUAACAAAAUUGAAAUACGUCAACGCCAAUACUUUUGAUUCUAUGCCAAAAGUAAAAAAAUUAAGUCUUUCAAACAACUUCCACUUGAGAGAUAUAGACCGUGAGGCUUUCGCCGCCAAUCAAACCCUUGAAGAAUUUUACCUAAACAACAAUGAACUUUUCAGACUCGACUUUAACCUACUUCCCUGGUCAAAAUUACAUAUUUUUGAAUUCAAAAACAACCCGUUUGAUUGUUCUUGUGACUUGUACAACAUCACACUAGCACUUUCAAAAGACAUCAUCCGAUCAGAAAACGGCCCCUACUGCAUGGAUCCUAGAACGGAACGCGAAAUUCAAGUUUUUUACUUGAAAAGUGAUAUUUGCUCAGUCAAGAGCAAACAUGUGGUUCGUACUGAGUCCAUCGAGUACCAAUUUUCGAUUGUUAGGAUAAGUUUGAUUGUAUUGAGUGUUAUUUUGAUGUUGGUAGCCUUGGUUGCUGCAGUUUUAGGUGUGAUAAAGUAUAGGAGAUACCAGAGGAAUAUGAGUUAUCCCUACGCUACUCAAAUUGCGUACGAUCCCGUUUCAACAAAUGCGCCGCGAUUUUGAGUGUGAGGCAAAGCCGAGUUCCACAAAACCGAAAAGAAUGACAUUAAAACUAAAGCUAAACGUCGAAUUUUAGGUCAUGACCGGCUACCAUAUUAGAUUUUUUUAUAUAUUGAAUUGUAAACUUUGUAUACAGUGUAAGUAAAGAGGAAUAAAAGGAAAUAACAAAAAA
Tribolium madens (black flour beetle) is the source of this 1695-nucleotide messenger RNA. RefSeq names its product leucine-rich repeat-containing protein 70-like. Bases 141 to 1526 code for a protein of 461 amino acids. Gene Ontology annotation, cellular component: extracellular matrix. The record is from RefSeq and is a predicted model, not a curated record. The transcript has 6 exons. Lineage: Eukaryota; Metazoa; Arthropoda; Insecta; Coleoptera; Tenebrionidae. Gene Ontology annotation, molecular function: protein binding.